GGGCCUGGUCACACUGAUCGAUAUCUCUCGAGUGAUUUAGCAUUUUUCGGCAUAAAAAAAUAAAAAGUUGCAAUUAAUUGAAAAUAAUUCAACUCGAGAAAAGUUAAGAAAAAAAACUUUGGAAUGAGUCUCACAUCAGCUGCAGGGAUUAUAUCCCUACUGGAUGAGCCGAUGUCCGAUCUGAAGGUGUUCGCCCUGAAGAAGCUGGACAACAUUGUGGAUGAAUUUUGGCCGGAGAUUUCCGAGUCGAUUGAGAAAAUUGAGAUGUUGCAUGAAGACCGUGGAUUCCCGGAGAACAAAUUGGCUGGAAUGGUUGCCUCAAAGGUGUUCUAUCACUUGGGCUCGUUCGAAGAUGCCUUGACAUAUGCGCUGGGCGCUGGCGAUCUUUUCGAUGUGAAUGCUCGCAACGAGUACACCGAGACGAUAAUUGCCAAGUGCAUUGAUUUCUAUAUUGCCCAGCGGAUUGAGUCCAUUGAGAAUCCCAAGGACGCCAAGCCAGUGGAUGAGCGUCUAGAGGGAAUCGUAAAUCGCAUGAUUCAGCGCUGCUUGGAUGACAAUCAAUUCCGACAGGCUCUGGGCAUUGCACUGGAGACCAGACGGAUGGAUAUCUUUCAGCAGGCCAUUAUGAAUUCAGACGAUGUGCGUGGAAUGCUGGCAUAUGCCUAUAAUGUGACAAUGUCCCUGAUACCGAAUCGUGGUUUCCGCAACCAGGUGUUGCGAUGUCUGGUCAGUUUGUACAGAGAUUUGGGUGUGCCCGACUAUGUAAAUAUGUGUCAAUGUCUGAUAUUCCUUGAGGAUCCUCUGGCUGUGGCAGAGAUGCUUGACACACUUACACGCUCCUCGGUGGAGACAAAUAAUCUAAUGGCCUAUCAAAUAGCCUUCGAUUUGUAUGAGUCUGCCACGCAAGAGUUCUUGGGCAAUGUGCUGCAGGCACUAAAAGACACUGCUCCUAUUCCCACUGCACUUCCCAGCACAUUUAAACCGCAAGGCACUAACUCCGGUGACGGCAAAACGGAAGAGGAGAAGGACAAGGCAACGGAAGAGGAAAGCAGCGAGGAGAAGAUGGAAACUGCCACCCCAGAUCCCGCCAAGGUGGAGCGCACCAUUGAUUCUUUGAACGAUGUGGAGAAACUCCAUCAGAAAAAUAUUGAGAAACUAAUUUCCAUAUUGUCGGGCGAAGUGUCAAUUGAUCUGCAGUUGCAGUUUCUCAUUCGCAGUAAUCAUGCCGAUCUCCAGGUGCUACGUGGCACCAAGGAGGCCGUUCGAGUAUCCAUUUGCCACACGGCGACUGUCAUUGCUAACGCUUUUAUGCAUAGUGGCACAACAUCGGAUCAGUUCCUGCGUGAUAAUCUCGACUGGCUGGCCAGAGCUACGAAUUGGGCUAAAUUGACGGCCACUGCAUCGCUGGGUGUCAUCCACCGAGGCCAUGAAAAAGAUUCCUUGGCUCUGAUGCAGAGCUACUUACCGAAGGAAGCGGGUCCCAGUUCGGGUUACUCAGAGGGUGGAGCUCUUUACGCUUUGGGUCUGAUCCAUGCCAAUCAUGGAGCCAAUAUCAUUGAUUAUCUUUUGCAACAACUAAAGGAUGCACAAAAUGAGAAUGUACGCCACGGCGGAUGCCUGGGAUUGGGUCUAGCUGGCAUGGGCACUCAUCGUCAGGAUCUGUACGAACAAUUGAAAUUCAAUUUGUACCAGGAUGAUGCGGUCACUGGCGAGGCGGCAGGCAUUGCCAUGGGAAUGGUCAUGUUGGGCUCCAAGAACGCCCAAGCUAUUGAGGAUAUGGUGUCAUAUGCCCAAGACACUCAGCACGAAAAGAUUCUGCGUGGCUUGGCCGUCGGUAUAUCACUGACGAUGUUCUCACGCCUGGAAGAAGCUGAUCCUUUGGUGACUAGCCUCUCCAGCGACAAAGAUCCUGUCCUACGCCGUUCCGGCAUGUACACUCUGGCGAUGGCUUACAAUGGAACGGGUAGUAACAAGGCCAUUCGUAAGCUCUUGCAUGUGGCCGUUUCCGAUGUAAAUGAUGAUGUGCGUCGGGCCGCUGUUACCGCCAUUGGUUUCAUUCUCUUCCGCACACCGGAACAGUGUCCUUCAGUGGUCAGUCUGCUGGCCGAAUCGUAUAAUCCACAUGUGCGCUAUGGUGCUGCGAUGGCUUUGGGUAUUGCUUGUGCCGGCACCGGAUUGCGUGAGGCUAUUGCUCUUUUGGAGCCAAUGGUGAAGUUCGAUCCUGUUAACUUUGUGCGCCAGGGAGCUCUAAUGGCCUCGGCCAUGAUCUUGAUCCAGCACACCGAUCAGAGCUGCCCCAAAACAACUUUCUUCCGGCAAUUGUAUGCAGAGGUUAUCAGCAACAAGCAUGAAGAUGUUAUGGCCAAAUACGGAGCCAUUCUCGCUCAAGGCAUCAUUGAUGCUGGCGGACGCAAUGCCACCUUGUCGCUUCAGUCCCGCACUGGUCACACCAAUCUGCAGGCAGUGGUGGGCAUGUUGGCUUUCACUCAAUAUUGGUAUUGGUUCCCUCUGGCUCAUACCCUGUCGCUGGCCUUUACGCCCACAUGUGUGAUUGGUCUUAAUUCCGACUUGAAGAUGCCCAAAAUGGAGUACAAGUCGGCUGCGAAGCCAUCGCUCUAUGCCUAUCCCGCACCACUAGAGGAAAAGAAGAGCGAGGAGCGGGAAAAGGUAGCCACUGCUGUCCUAUCCAUUGCUGCACGUCAAAAGCGUCGUGAAAAUGCCGACAAGAAGGAGGAUGAGAAAAUGGAUGUGGAUGAAGAUAGCAAAGAAGGAGGAGCUGCUGUUAAGAAAGAGGACGAUAAGUCCGAGGUCAAAACAGAAGAGAAACCAUCAGCCGCCGCAGAAGAAAAGCCCAAAAAGAAGGAGGACAAAAAGAAAGACGACGACAAGGAUAAGGAAAAAGAAAAAGAGGCAACAGCCAGCACCAGUGCAAGUGCUGACAAAGAGAAAGACAAGAAGGAGGAAAAGAAAGAUAAAAAGGAACCAGAACCGAAUUUCGAAAUCCUACAGAAUCCCGCUCGUGUCCUGCGUCAGCAACUCAAGGUCCUCAGCGUCAUCGAUGGCCAGUCAUAUGAGCCACUUAAAGAUGUCACAAUUGGUGGCAUUAUUGUAUUCCAGCAUACCGGCAAGGCCGAGGAGCAGGAACUUGUCGAACCAGUUGCCGCUUUCGGUCCCAUGAAUGAUGACGAGAAGGAGCCCGAGCCACCAGAGCCAUUUGAAUAUAUUGAAGACUAAAUGGGCAUGUUGUUUGUCAUUAUCUAAGCAAAAGUUUUUCUUUCUAAUUUGUCCUCCCCCUUCAAGCCUUUUUAGUUAAGCUCAUUUUUCACUAAAGUGUACUAAAAAAACAAAAACAAACAAUUACGCCGAAUUAUUGCUAAUCCGUAAAUAUAAUAAAGUUCAUAAACUUCAUAAAA
This is a messenger RNA of Drosophila willistoni, 3413 nucleotides long. RefSeq names its product 26S proteasome non-ATPase regulatory subunit 1 (gene Rpn2). The record is from RefSeq and is a predicted model, not a curated record. Gene Ontology annotation, cellular component: proteasome regulatory particle, base subcomplex; proteasome storage granule; nucleus. NCBI's taxonomy places the organism in Eukaryota, Metazoa, Arthropoda, Insecta, Diptera, Drosophilidae. The coding region runs from base 124 to 3234 and encodes 1036 amino acids. The transcript has 3 exons. Gene Ontology annotation, biological process: regulation of protein catabolic process; proteasome-mediated ubiquitin-dependent protein catabolic process. Gene Ontology annotation, molecular function: enzyme regulator activity.